Molecule: messenger RNA, 6096 nt
Organism: Hyla sarda
Lineage: Eukaryota; Metazoa; Chordata; Amphibia; Anura; Hylidae
Gene: KIF20B
Product: kinesin family member 20B
Exons: 35
Coding region: 391-5883 (1830 amino acids)
Biological process (GO): microtubule-based movement; mitotic spindle assembly
Cellular component (GO): nucleus; spindle microtubule
Molecular function (GO): microtubule binding; plus-end-directed microtubule motor activity; ATP binding
Source: RefSeq, a predicted model, not a curated record
CCGACAAAAUGGCUUCUGUGUUGAAGACAUAUUAGUCUGAUACACUUUUUCCUCUGGCGCCUGCCUAGACUUUUCUGUCGUCACCGCAUAGACGCGCCUCUUCCCAUCAUGCAGUGCGGUUAGUGGCUGCUGAUUGGAUGAAUUUAAAUCGAGACGGCGGCACCGAACUUGGAAACUUGUGCACCGGAGUUCCCUGGGAUGUUUAGAGGAUAGAGUACCGGGAAACCGCAGACAGCCGUUAUCAUUGGUCUUCAGUCAGUGCUCCAGUGUCAGGUAUCUGCUGCUUUCUAUCAGAAGCCUUGCUAUGACUCCCCGUACUCCUGGUUAGGGAGGUUCACCACCGAGACUGCUGAUUGGCUGUGGUGGUCAACUGUCAUCCUCUGAGUCAGAAUGAAGCCAUCUGAAGAGAACCGCCCCGCUCCAAGACCCUCUUAUUUGGGUGAAGGUAUAACCUAUCCAGAAAGGGAUGGACCACAAGAAAUAGAUGACAUCAGAACAAAUCUCUCAGAACGGUUCUUACUGUUGGAGGACACAGAAUCUGAUUCUGUCCUGAAAAGCUCCUUGGAUGCUAAAGAGCCCAUGCAGGUUUUCCUUCGUGUGCGACCUUUUACUGGAUCUGAGAUUGAGCAAAAAGAGUCCCAGGAUUGUGUCAGUAUUCCUGAUCCCUGUAGUGUCCUGGUGAAAGCUCCUCUCAGUUCACAGGCAAUUCGGCUGAGUGACAGAGGUGGCGGUUCAAUGGCUCAGAAGUUCUCAUUUACUCAGGUGUUUGGCCCUGAGACUACACAAAGCCAGUUUUUUGAGGGGACUAUAAAGAAACAAGUGACUGAUUUCAUGAAAGGACAGAAUCGGCUGAUAUUUACCUAUGGUGUUACUAACGCAGGCAAAACAUUUACAUUCCAAGGCACAAGGGAUGAUGCCGGUGUUUUACCAAGAUCAAUGGAAAUGCUUUUUAAUGCAAUUGAGGGAAAAGUUUAUUCUAAGAUGGACAUCAAACCUCACCGAUGUAAAGACUACAUAAGACUGACUAAAGAACAAGUGAGAACAGAAAAUGCAUUUAAAAAUGGAGUCCUCCGUCACUCUAAAGAGGUUGACCUUCAUUGUAGUGUUCGGAGUAAUAACAGUAGGACCUCUGCAGAUACCACAGACAUUCUUAAUGAAGAUGCUGGAGUAUCCUCAAACUGUUCCAGAGUCCUCUCUGAAUUUGAGGAGUCUGUAAGGGAGUCUGAAAGGUUCAAGUUAGAAGUUGAUGAUAAUAUAAAAUUCUCUGUCUGGAUUUCCUUUUGUGAAAUAUACAAUGAGUGUAUUUAUGAUCUUCUGGACCCAGUGUCAGGUGAUAAGUGUUACAAGAGAAAAACAUUAAAGCUUGCCCAGGAUGUGAAAGGAUUUUCUUUUGUUAAAGAUCUACAAUGGAUACAAGUUUCAGAUGCUAAAGAGGCAUGCAGAAUUCUUGCUUUAGGAAAAAGGUUCCAAAGUAUUGCUUUCACCAAAUUAAAUAGUUCUUCAAGCAGAAGUCACAGUAUAUUUACUGUUCGUCUCUUAAAAAUUGAAGACACAGAUGUUCCUCGAGUAGUAAAAGUCAGUGAAUUGACCCUGUGUGACUUGGCUGGUUCUGAAAGAUGCACAAAAACUCACAAUGAAGGUGAAAGGUUGAAAGAAAGCGGAAACAUAAAUACCUCACUACUAAUCCUUGGAAAAUGUAUCAACGCGUUGAAGAACAGUCAGCAGUCAAAAAUUCAGCAGCAUGUACCAUUCAGAGAAAGCAAGCUUACCCACUAUCUGCAGAGCUUUUUUAGUGGCAAAGGGAAAGUGUGCAUGAUCGUAAACAUAAGCCAGGCGGCCUCUGCUUAUGAUGAGACCCUCAAUGUUCUCAAAUUUUCAGCGGUUGCUCAAAAGGUUUUGAUAUUGGAUGCUUGUCAGGCUGUGAACAGCCUAACACAAGUUCAAAGAAAGAGUGCCAGGGAAGUGUCCUUCAUAAUAAACAACGCUGAUAACAAAAGGUGGCUAACACGGAAACGUGCCACCGUACAGUGGGAAAGCCGCUUAGAUGAUGUGGUAGAAGAUGGAGAUGAUGAGGAAUAUGGUGAGAAUUCUGAUGAUGAAGAUCCUUUUGACUGCACCAAUCUAGAUGACCCAGAUGAUGAUGCAGAGGAAGAUGAAGAUGACAUUGUUAUUAAGAAAGAGGCUUAUGAGAAAUUGCUGGAACUUGUAGAAGAAUUGAAAACCAAGCUAGUUAAUGAGAAAAAAGAGAAACUCCUUAUGGAACUAAAAAUAAGAGAAGAGGUAGCGAAAGAGUUCACCGAACACUUCAUGCAGCGUGAAAAUGACUUCAGUGAGCGUUUGCAAAAAGAAAAAGAGCUGCUAGAAGAACGAUGUGAUGAAAGAAUGGAGAUCUUUCAGGACUUGGUGAGAAAAUGUUCCAACGAGGAGGAAGAUGUUGAAAAGGAAAGUACAAAAGUGCCAUGCAAGUCAACAGAAACCACCAUUCAGGCAGAUGAGCUUAGUUUACCUCUUCAAGGACUCUUCUCUUCCAUGCAGAGUGAUUUGGCGGUAAUCAAGAAGCAGGCGGUGGAGGCGCAUCAUCAGAUUGUAGCUAUCCAUGAUGAUCCCGAAACCAUUGCUGCAUUGGAACAAAAAUUACUACAAGUUACCAGUAAUCUUUCAGAAACUCAAGCGGAGCUAAAACAGAAAUCUGCUGAUCUGGCAAGUCAGAUUAACCAGUGCACAAAAAUAAGACUUCAGCUUGAAGAGUCUGACAAGACACUCUUGUCACAGAAACAGCAAAUUGAUCAACUAAUGGACAUGAUUCAUCAGAAGGACUCUGCCAUGGAGAAGCUUAAAGACCUGAUCUCUCAUUGGGAGGCUAAAUGUGAAGAUUAUGAGAAAUCCCUAAAUACUAUUCGGGGCGGAAUGAUCAGCAGCUCCACAAGUCGGAAGCGCUUACCUGAUGACCACCCUUCAAACGAGGAACAACCUCCAUCAAAGAAAGAUUUUGUUGACCCUAAUGACAGUCACGUGAAAAGCAGCGAAAAGCACAAAGAUGCCUUGCAGGACAGAGAUGAAAGCGCUAUACUGCGUGAAUUGAAAGACUUUAAAGUUGAGAAUGAGAAUUAUAAAAUUCAAACAGUGAAACUCACUCAGUCUAUUGUGGAACUGGAAGGAAAACUUGCUGGAUAUGAAGAGAAGUUCAUGGACUUGGAAUCAAAAAAUAAGAGCAUCGUCUCUGAACUGCAAAUACAAAAAGAUCUUACGCUCAGCAUGGAAGGUACUAUUAAUACCUUGAAGCAGGAGGUCGAUCAGAACCAAACAAACAUUGCCAAUAAGGUUGCUCAGAUCAAAACUAUUCAAAGUAAGUUAGAUGACUUUGGCAAUGCUGAUCCUAGUCAGGAGUAUUUUAACAUUACUGAUCUAAUGGAAGAAUCAACCAAGAAGAACCUUGGGCAAAUUGAAAGUCAAGUGGGACAAAUGGCAUCUGGGCGCGAGAGUGCAUUUUAUAAUGCCAUAGAAGGUCUGUGGAGAAAAUGUCAAGAUGUCCUUCAAGAAUCAUCUAAGAAAAACAAGCAGCUGCUGCAUCUCGAAAAACAGCUUAAUGACCUGAAAAACGAAAUGGCCAUUCUUCAAAAUAUAAAGGAGAGCGAGAUGUCCUCCCAAGUUUCUCAUUUCAAGGAAAAAGAUGAACUUAUUGUCCAGCUUAGAAAACAAUUGUUAGAAACAACCAAACAUUUGGAAAGCCUUAAAAACCAGGAAAUUGACUAUAAGAAUCAGUUAUUAUCAAGUAGCCAGCAGAUAAAGGACCUAAAGCUCCUUACGGAUUCUUACAAAGAAAAAUCUGAAAGGCUUAGCAGGCUGGAAGAAGAGAGCAAAGAAAAAUCUGCUGCUGUUGAAACACUGGAGAAACGCUUGGCAGAACUCCAGGCAGAACACAUGGGUUGUGAAAAGAGCCAGAAGAAAUUAAAUGAUGAGAAGACUGAAUUAGAACAAAAGAUUAAAGCAGCGCAGGAAGAACUACAAGCUGCCGAAACUACCAAGAACGAGAGGGAGAAGCAAGUCAAAGAGUCAGUGGAAGACAUUAAACUGUUUAAAAAAGAACUUUUACAAAAAGACGACAUAUUAAAAACGGUACAGCUAGACCUUCAGAGGAAAGAAGAGGACUACACAGAGUUAAAGGAUAAAUUGGCUGACGCAAAAAAGCAAAUGCAGCAGGUGGAAAAAGAGAUUUCUGCAAUGCGUGAUGAGAAGAAAACUCUGACUAACAAAAUGAAUGAGUAUGAGAAGUUGAAGAAACAAAUGUCUUGUGAGCUAGAAGUCAAACAGCGGACAAUUCAGCAACUUAGCAAGGAACAGUGUAAUAAUGAGAGAACUGAAAACACGUUGCAGCUUUAUCAGAAGGCUUGUGAAGAUGUUAAAGCAAAGGAAAAGGUAAUAGAAGACAUGAAGUUGACACUUAAUGAGCAGGAAGAGACUCAGGAAGAACUAGAGCAAGCACUUGAAGCCAAAACAGAAGAAGCAGAGAAAUUUGCUGAAGAGCUGGAGCUGUGGAAACAAAAGUAUAGAGAGAAAAUAUCUGGAAAAGAAAAUGUUAUAGAGCUGAGCAGAGAAACAAAUAAUAAUACCGAAACAGUCAAGAGUGAAGUAAGCAAGCUGCAGAACCAGCUGAAGGAGCUUGAAGAGAAAUUCAACAAUGAUAGAAAGAAAUGGUUUGAAGAAAAAAAGACUCUUAUCGCUCAGGCUAAAGAAUCUGAGAAUCAAAGAAACAGGGAGAUGAGAAAAUUUGCAGAUGACAGAGAACGCUAUGGAAAACAGCAGAUAGCAAUGGAACAACUCUCUGCUCAGCUGGCUGAGAAAGAUAAUACACUACAAAAGUGGCGGGAAGAACGGGACAGUCUCCUCUCUGCAUUGGAAGCGCAAUUGAAAAACCUACUGACUAGCAAUGCAGACAAAGAAAAAGAAAUCGAGCUACUAAAAAGCACCAACAGAGAAUCUCUUCCCCUUCCCGAUUCUUCUGCUGUGGAAGGACUAAAGAGGCAGCUAGCUGCAAGUGAGGCCAAGGUCAAGGAAUAUCAGGAGAAAGUAGCUCAGCUGGAACAUUCCCAGUCUUCAGCUAUUACUGCAAAAGAGAAGGAAGAAGUUGGGAUUGCAAAAACUAUGAUGAAAACACAAGAAGAUUGUACAAUGCUUUGCAAAGACAAGAAGUCUUCUACCUGCGUAACUGAUGAUUCUGCAUCUGACGUACAGUCACAGGAUGGCUCAGAUGUGGUGUUAGACUCCUCUAUGAUUUCUACAGAGAAUGGAAGAACCAGCAGAUUUCCAAAACCUCAGAUGGAAAUCCGUUUUAGCCCAGUGAAGCCUAACAAAAUGGAAGUGAAACAUCAUGGUAAUGACUCCCCUAUAACUGUAAAAAUAUCAAGACCCACUAGAAAGAGGAAGAGCACUGACAUGGAGCAGGAUGUUGUGAAAAGUGAAAAUAGGAAAAAUACUAGAACUAAUAAAAUGACCCCAUCAUCCUUGGCAAGUCCUACAACAAGCAUCUUUGGCUCAAAGAAACUGACACUAACCAAGCAGCCAUCUUCUUCAAGUACUGCAUCCACUCAGAAGAAAGAUGGAACGUUACAGAAGCUUGGAGAAUUUCUGCAUAGUUCUCCUACCAUCUUUCAUACCAAAGCAAAAAAAUUCCUUGAGACUAUUGGAGCUCCAAAGAAUACAGCUGUGAACAGUGGUAGAAAUGCUGAUGAAAAUAAGCCGAAAAAAUCUCGUAGAAAAUUGUACACUACUGAAAUCUCAGCUCCACUAGACAUCCCUGCUCAUGCGAUCAUUCUGGACACUAAUGAAAGGGAAAGUGAUCACCUUAUAAUGAAGAGACGCCUGAGAACAAGAACUGCCAAAUAAACUCUCCUUAUUUGUGCUAAUUUUUCCUGUGAUAUUAAAUGAAACAUGUAUAUAGUUUUAAUCCGGUUUAUUAUUCCUGUACAAAUGUAAUUCUUAUAUUUCAUAAGCUGUGUAUGUAAGUGUAUAUUAGGAGCCUUGUAUAUUCAAAAAUGCACAAUGUUUAAAGUACUUUAUGGUACACACCACUUCAAUAAAUGCCAGCCUGUUAUCCUA